Molecule: messenger RNA, 5106 nt
Organism: Pieris rapae (cabbage white)
Lineage: Eukaryota; Metazoa; Arthropoda; Insecta; Lepidoptera; Pieridae
Gene: GATAd
Product: GATA-type transcription factor sreA
Exons: 9
Coding region: 505-2232 (575 amino acids)
Biological process (GO): cell fate commitment; negative regulation of transcription by RNA polymerase II; positive regulation of transcription by RNA polymerase II
Cellular component (GO): nucleus
Molecular function (GO): RNA polymerase II cis-regulatory region sequence-specific DNA binding; DNA-binding transcription factor activity, RNA polymerase II-specific; zinc ion binding
Source: RefSeq, a predicted model, not a curated record
UAAUAAGGUGUUUGGAAUGCGAAAAGCCAAGUUUUUCUCAUGUGAAAGUUUAGCAUUAGCGUACAAGAUUGUGGAUACUGAUAAGCGCCAUUAACUUUCUCGCGGGUGUUGGGUAUUUUCGCAUUGUGAUAUCAUGUUACGGCCCACGCGUCGAGUGCUCGGAUGUAUGACUAAUGUCGUUCUUGGAAGUGAUAGGCAAGGCGUGUGGCUGUUCGCUAUAUCAGUGACCGCGCGGUGAUAACAAAGGAGCGCACGGAGAUCAUUGUAUGAGAUAGCUAGAGCGCUCCCCCUCGCACCCUUCACACCUACGUUUCUAAUCACAGCUACAAGGAUGCACACUCUCAUUCCUUCCCUCUCACUAACUGCCUUCUAUUUUCAGAGCUUAUAUUUACUAAAUAUAGAAGUUAAGUCCUAUGGGGGACUGUUAUUUAUAUAUUGACAUUUUCAGUUAUUUCACAAUUUUAGCAAGAUUAUCAGGUUUUCUAUUAUGUUUCUCCAGAAGACAUGUUGCCGCAGGUUGUAUGUGGAAGUUGUGCAAACAAACUUGAUGAGUUUCAUACAUUCAGGGAACUAUCACAUAAAUCUGAAAGAUUAUUGGAACAAUUUCUACACUAUGCUAACUCACUAUCAGGUCCUAUAGAGGAGGUCCUCAGUAUAACGGCCGACAAACUGGAAGAGAUAAUUAAGCCGUUGAACGAUAAUGAGUAUGAUCUAAAGAGUAAAUAUGCAGAAAUCGGCUCGCCUGAUUCAACCGAAGAGAUGAAAAACUUAGAGAGCCGACAGGCGGCGGUAACACUGCUGCAAAUAAAAAACUACGAUCCAACGAAAUAUGUUGUCAAACCCGAGACGGAAGAGAACUCGAAUAUAAUGUUCAAAACAGUGAGUCUACCGCCCUCCGAUAGAGCGAGUGAGGUAAUGCAUUGUACAACAGUGAUAGAUAUAAUUAGCAAGGCUGUCGCGGUAGCACAGCGGGAAAACGAGGAAUCACAGUAUCCGACAAAUUAUGCGGGCGUUACUGACAAAACGCACGCGGCGUCCGAAUAUACUCAAGACUAUGUUGACGAACAGUAUGCCCAGAAUACGCCCCAGAGUGUCACGAAUCUACCCAAUAACGAGGAGCACAGAGAGAUGGACCUCUCACUGUACUCCUGUAAGACAGAGUACGAUGGUGAACAGGGCAGGGAGCCCAAUGCCUACACACAUAGAACCAGUGAUAUUUCGCAUAAGGACAAAAUGCAACAUUUCUAUGCCAGAGCGUGCGUGAGGACAAAGCCGGCGAAGGAGAGUUCGGUGUAUGAGGAUUGUAGUCAAAGCAGUAGCGGCUCAGAUCCGGACAGACUUCAGAUGGACAUAUCGGAAGUGUCGCAGGACGAUCCAGAAGAAACACAAUCUGUGCCGUCUGCGCAGUCAUCGCCAAAACCACCACACGAAACGGAAGAAAAGGAGUCAUUAUGGCAUGCUCUACAUAAACAAAACGGUCGUGGUGGUGAAACAACACAGCUUCUAAGGCGACUGAUUAACAGUAAGCAUACUGGCAUGACGGUGUCACCUUUGAGGGGACUCGCUGUACCACUAACCCAAACACCCAACGGUACCGUUUCACCGAACGGUGAAUGGCCGAGUCCUGGUCGUGGUAACAUGGGCGCAGGUGGAACAGCGAGAAGGAAACAGAGUUGUCCAGCACGAGCACAGCCCUUGCAGGAUCAACAUCCCACUUGGCCAACUAACACUGAUAAUGAAGCAACAGACACGUCAAACUCACAUCGUAAUCCAUCACAGCGCUUUGAGCUCUCCUGCACCAAUUGUGGUACACACACGACCACCAUUUGGCGUCGCGAUGCCAGAGGCGAAAUGGUGUGUAACGCGUGCGGAUUGUAUUACAAACUCCAUGGAGUUCCACGACCUACCGCAAUGCGACGGGACACCAUACACACUAGACGCCGUCGUCCCAGACAUGAAGCAAAGUCUUCUCGAUCUAGGCGACGAGGAGUGACCGGCGCCAGUACCGAGGUCCCUGAGAGUAGUGAACCAGCUGGUGGGGCACCAGGGGCUCCACCAUCAGAAGGGGCAGAAGAGGCAGUAUUGGCAGCGCUUCGUAGGCAAUUGCAGCCGCACCUCUUAGCCGCCUUACAUGCGCGCACUCGACCAGCACAGAUGGGCCGCAGUAUGCCAGAGUAUGACGAAGCGCCACUGAACCUAGUGGCAAAUCACGUGGCUGAAGAAACGCAUUGACCGCUCACGUAAUCUUUCCGCACCCGUGUACAAACGGCCAGUUACUCAUACCAUAGACUGUUUAUAUUUGGAACCUUUUUAAAGGGCCGUACAUUUUUUCUUUACGGCCAGGGAUAAAAAAAAAUCUAUAUGAUAUUUCGUUUUUUAAAGCUGUUAUCUGUGGUCCAUCCCGCCUUUUAAUAGCCAAUAGUGUUAUUAUAUUUAAGCAUAGAAUAUAUACAAUCGGAAUGAUAAUCUGUGGUCGAGAACAUUCAAAAUUCGAACGCCCUUUAAAAAUAGUCCAAGUAUAAACAUGAUUAUUUUAGUAGAUCUGAUAUAAAAUCUUUUUUGUUUAAUAACCUUUUUAAUGAGGUAUAUAUUUUUAUGAAUGUUCCCAUUCGUUUUAUACCAGUAGUGAGUUAAGGCCAGUGUAAGACUAUGAAGAUCUAAAAGUACUUAAAUUUGAAAUUAUUCCUACAUCAAAGUAAUAGUAUUCUGGUUAAAUAUAUACUAAAUAUUUUUGUACAUAAGGAGUAUUAUCAAUAGUUAUUUUUUACCAAAAUUCAAAUUUAAGUACUAAUUGAUGAUGAUUAUCUGAAAAUUAUGACAAUGAAGUAUUAAUUAAACAGGGCAUUAUUAAAGGCAAAUUAAAUUGUCUUUUAUAUGGGCAGUAAAAGUAUUUUGAAAAUACGACACUAUUCGAACCUGGCUGAGGGGUACAUUGUCAAGAUCCUUACAAAUACAUGCUCGGAGUUAUCUAUAAAGACAAAUAAAAGGCUUGAUUGUACUCGCUUGUUCAGGUUGGAUUCGUCAAAAGGUCGUUGACCUUUUGCAUAUUGAGAAUUUAUUGCAUUUGCAAAUGAAAAUUAUUUUUCCGAAUUCCUCAUGUGAUGAGUGACGAAUGAAUUUUGAGAUUAUUUGGUGAAAUCGGUUAGGGCCGAAGUCUGCCUUGCCUUUGCUCUCUUUCCUUUGAAAUUAUUACGGUUACCUAUUGCAGGAAGCAAGUAUUCAUAUAGAUUUAAGUUGUAUUGUAUAUUGUUUCUUACCUAGAGUAGUGUUUUUUUUAUAUAUAAUUUAUUUUUGCCCCGAUUUCGGUCAGUAUUCGAAUCUCAAUUGAGAAUGUGGUUUUUAAAGCAAUAAACUUUUCGAAUAUAAAUAAUUAGAUAUAGAAUCUCUUUGGAGCAAUAUUACCAUAAUUUCUCUAGAAUAGGGUUUAUAUUCCGUGUUAAAAUCGAAGUUAGAAAUAAUCUGGUUAAAACCAAAUCGUGGCAUUAUAACCUCAUGGUCAGUUUUGAGCAUUUAAAGAGAUUUCCGUUGUGGGCUGUUUUUCGUAUUUACCGUCCUACUUAACGCCUCUACUUAAUUUAGUUAUAAUUUAUUUUACGAUCACCCCACGGGCCAGUAGAACAGUCUCUGAGACAUUGUGAUAUCGCUUUGUGCUUCUCUAUACGUAAUUUCUUUGCAGGAUCGUCUAUCGUAUUUUUAAAAGCUUUAAAAUUUUUGAGAUUAUCUACCCUCGGAUUGGGAUAUUCCUAGUACUUAGAAUUGUUUUAUACUUUUGACAAUAAAUAUGCUCUCUUUGAAGCUCUCUUGAUUCCGAGUUAUAUUGAAAAUUAUUUUAAGUAGUGUUUAGGUAACGCAAGCAACAUUUUUCACUAACAUUGCUGUUCGCAGUAGUGAUACAGUAUUAUUUUAUAUCAUUAUUCUGUACAUUGUUAUUAUAAGUCCUGUCUAGACCUCACUAGAUCAAAUUCCGUUCGUGCAGCUAUUUUCGAUCUUCCAAUUGGUUAUUUAUUAUUGUUUAGGUUAAUUUAUUACGGUUUAUUGGUAUAACGUGUUAAGUUACUAACGUACCGGUUGUGUAGUGUGCGCUUUCGAACUAACAAAAGUGUGUUUGAGAGAAUGGAGCUUCGUCUUAUAAUUUAUGCUGAAAUAUUGUGAUGCAGUGCCGUGGCAAUCGUAUACUGGACCCAUUUCUUCUAUAUAAUUGGUUUGUCUAUGAAUUUGGGUGUUGAAGGAUGAUUCUUGCCCUGUACAAAAAUUCAAAAGAAGAUUGAAUUUUGUUGAGGAGUUAUUUUUUUGGUUGUAUGGUAACCCUUUUCUGUUUUGUCAAUGUUGCGUCACUGUAUAUAUUCUUGAUGUUAAAUUCCAUUUAACGUUCGCAGCAAUUAAGACUGAAAGCAAAAGUCUCUGAUUUUUUUCCAUUCAAUGUGAAUCGUAAAAGUAUUGUAACCGAAAUGUGAUAUGUGUUGUAGAAUGUAUUUCCCGAAAAGCAAUAAAUUUGUGAUAAUAUGUAGAGAUGGGCAUUUUUGUACGCCUCCUUUGAGAGUACACUGCAUAAUAUUAGAUGUCAAUUAAUCUUUUACUGCGCGGUCGGUUACAACUGAGGUAUAUAAAAACUUGUUAAGUCGACCCUAAGUCAAUAUUAAUUACAACCCAACAAAAUUUAUUGUUUUUAAUGAAUUUUUAUGUCAUAAAGUACUAUUAAGAUUUCUAUAAUAUUGGUCAUUUAAAGUAUACAAGAGCUCAGUUGUGCGCAGUAAGAAUCAAUUCCAAGUCAAUUUAAAUUAUAAGAAUUUUCGUUGUAGAUUUCUCACCUUUACUGUUACUAACAUUAACGUCUCAAAUUAUGUAUUAAGAGGUAUUAUUAUUGUAUAAAUACUCUUUAAUUAAGCUUAUGGACCAUUUGUUGUUUGAAUUUAAAGUUUCAGCAUAAAUUAUCGGUAUAAUAUUAUACCAGAAACAUUUUCGUCGGAAUACUCAUGAGACAUUAUUAUUGUUGUAUAGAUGAUAAAUAAUGUGACUUACGCAGGGAUGGAUACUUAAAUUAUUAAAACUGAUAUAUUGGCUAUGUAGUGAGUAGAAUAUUUUUUUACAAAUAAAUUAUAGCAGCUA